Messenger RNA from Hipposideros armiger (great roundleaf bat), 474 nucleotides. RefSeq names its product transmembrane protein 256 (gene TMEM256). The coding region runs from base 53 to 394 and encodes 113 amino acids. Gene Ontology annotation, cellular component: membrane. The record is from RefSeq and is a predicted model, not a curated record. The transcript has 4 exons. Lineage: Eukaryota; Metazoa; Chordata; Mammalia; Chiroptera; Hipposideridae.
GCCUCCUGGGUGGCCUGGGCGGUGUUCGCCCUGCGUGUGACCAUCCACAGCCAUGGCCUGGGCAGGUGCAGCUUUCCGCCGCUUGGGCGCCUUGUCUGGAGCCGGGGCCUUAGGCUUGGCUUCUUACGGAGCCCACGGCGCCAGGUUUCCGGAUGCCUACGGGAAGGAGCUCUUUGACAAGGCCAACAAACACCACUUCUUACACAGCCUGGCCCUGUUGGGGGUGCCCCAUUGCAGAAAGCCCCUCUGGGCCGGGUUACUGCUCGCCACUGGAACCACCUUAUUCUGCACCAGCUUUUACUACCAGGCUCUGAGUGGAGACCCUAGCGUCCAGACUUUGGCCCCUGUGGGAGGAAGCCUUCUACUCUUGGGCUGGCUUGCCUUGGCAUUUUGAGCUUCCUUGUGUUUAAUUUCUGGGUACUUUUUAAAGAGGUGGAGCAGGGAGGGGAUUAAAAGAGAAAGGCAAACAAAGAA